AUGAUUAACUGUAAAUCACUAACUGAUAUAUUCCAAGUGGUCUCAAAUCGCUUAUCCCGACCUCUGGAGAGGACCCAUGCACACCAGAAAGGUUGUGGCAGAGUUGAUCACUAUGCUAAGACAUCGCCCGACGAGUUCCGCAGGAGUACCUUAGAUGCUGUCGAUUCUCGAAGAAGACAUGAUCUACGCACCCCUCCAGGACCAGGACUCCAUGUUGACGGUACUUAUGGUCUUUCUGAAGUGUGGAGAUUGAUUGAACUUGGUAUCAAUUUGCCAUGUUAUUCAGACAUCACGGGGAACUCGUUCUGGCGCCUCAACGGAACAACGGGCCGCUUGUCCAGCGUCAAAGACGUUGAUGAUCUUGGAACAUCUAUUACUUGGUGGGAAGCUUCUGAGACGGCAAAAGUACGGGCAGGUGUUGUCUCACAGUUCAAGGCACGGUGCAGAAAGAAGCAGGUCCUUGAUCACCAUGUCGAAAUCUCGGCAACCAAGCAUGAGCCCGCCCUCAAAGUCAUGCUAACCAAAAAGUUUGGUAAACCCAGAAUAUCCAUCUUCUGGAUCAGAAUACGACUCUGGGUUUUUGGAACCUACGUAAAUGGAUGUGGAUCUACAGAAGGGGUUACUUUUGUGCGGCAGUCCGCAUCUCAGGAAGGGUAA
Molecule: messenger RNA, 657 nt
Organism: Suillus paluster
Lineage: Eukaryota; Fungi; Basidiomycota; Agaricomycetes; Boletales; Suillaceae
Exons: 6
Coding region: 1-657 (218 amino acids)
Source: RefSeq, a predicted model, not a curated record